This is a messenger RNA of Saccoglossus kowalevskii, 2644 nucleotides long. Its product is annotated as polycystin2-like protein. Gene Ontology annotation, biological process: detection of mechanical stimulus. The record is from RefSeq and is a predicted model, not a curated record. Gene Ontology annotation, cellular component: membrane. NCBI's taxonomy places the organism in Eukaryota, Metazoa, Hemichordata, Enteropneusta, Harrimaniidae. Gene Ontology annotation, molecular function: calcium ion binding; calcium channel activity.
ACUGCUGUGUGUUGUUUAACAACAAGUGCUCAGUUUUUGUUCACUAACUGUCAUUUAUUGGGUUUUAGCACUUCAAUUUUGAUCAUUUUGUUGGAAAUACCACUCACGGAAUAUUUUGGGCGAGUUUUAGCUCAGAGAAAUGAGCCAAACGCGCGUUAGCCCAACUAAUCGUCCGACCAGUGCAGCUGGGCUGUCAAUUCACGACGAGAUGGAAAUGGACCGCAUUGUGCAAGAAGAACUGGGCAGACGAUCGACCAAUCGGCCUAGUAGUGCCCAAUCUAGGCACGCUUGGCAUGAAAAUGAAGGCAUGGAUAUGGAUGACGGGCCUCUGGACAACUAUGGAAAUGACAUGUACCCUGACGAUGAUGACCAUGCCCCAACCGCCAUGGAGAACGAAGUUUACGUUGAUGGAACUAUGAGGGUCAUGGAUGCACAGACAAAAGCGAAAUUGGAAGAGCCGCGAACUGGCUGCAUGAAUAAAUUCAAACGUGGAAUAAGAUCAAUAUGGAAAACAAGACAAACUGAAGACACUAAAACUGACAGAGAGUUGCAUGUGAAAACUACUUUGAGGGAACUUAUCAUCUAUAUCCUGUUUAUUAUAGUUCUCUGCAUUGUGACCUUUGGAAUGACCAGUUCAACAAUGUACUAUUACACUAAAGUCAUGUCUGAGCUGUUCCUGGACACUCAGUUCCCGGAUACGAAGAACACAUUCCGUGGCAUGACAAAUGCAUUGGAUUGGUGGAGGUUUGCAGAGGGUCCAUUGGUCAAUGGCUUGUAUUGGGAACAAUGGUACAACGGUGAAAACUUGACUGAGGAGGAAUUGGGAUUUAUAUACUAUGAAAACAAAUUACUUGGAGUACCACGUAUCAGAGAGCUGAAAGUGCGGAAUAACUCGUGUGAAGUUCACUCUGAUUUUGAAGAUGAAAUCAAGUAUUGCUAUGAUGAGUAUUCAGAGAGUGUUGAAGAGAGAACCCCAUUUGGGAAAAUGAAUGGCACAGCAUGGGAGUAUUCAACUGAGGAGGAGCUAGAUGGCUCUAGUCACUGGGGGCAGUUGGCCACUUACGGUGGAGGUGGGUAUUAUCUGGAUCUCAACCAUGAUAAAGCAUCAUCGCUGGAAGAGAUUUUAGAACUAAAGGAGUAUCUAUGGUUGGAUCGAGGAACUCGGGUAGUGUUUAUAGACUUCACUGUUUAUAAUGCUAAUAUCAAUCUGUUCUGUGUUAUCAGGUUGGUGACUGAGUUUCCUGCCACUGGUGGCGCUAUCCCGUCGUGGGAUUUCCGUACAGUCAGAUUGUUGCGUUAUGUGGAUACUUUUGACUACUUUAUCAUGGCCUGUGAGGGCAUAUUCUGCCUUUUCAUUGCCUACUACAUUGUGGAAGAGAUCUUAGAAAUUAAGAUGAACAGGUGGUCUUACUUUAAGAGUGUAUGGAACUGUCUUGAUUUGCUGGUCAUUGGGCUGUCACUUGUCUGCAUUGCCUUCAGUGUGUAUCGUACGAUGGAAGUUGCUGAAAUGUUAAAUUCACUGCUAGUCAAUCCAGAAGUCUAUGCUGAUUUUGAAUAUCUCAGCUAUUGGCAGUCGAUGUACAACAACAUGCUGGCAGUGUUAGUUUUCUUUGCUUGGAUUAAGGUGGAUAAUCUGUUCUAUGCCAAAUUUGACAUAUUCACUGGUUUCACCCUGUUCCGUAUUAUCCUGGGAGACUUUGAUUUCCAUGAAUUGGAACAAGCUAACCGUAUCAUGGGUCCCAUCUUUUUCUGUACCUAUGUGUUCUUUGUAUUCUUUGUACUGCUGAACAUGUUCUUGGCUAUCAUCAAUGACACCUAUAGUGAGGUGAAAGCAGAUAUUGCUACCCAGAAGAGUGAAUUUGAGAUUACUGACUACUUCAAGAGGGGUUAUGAUAAAAUGCUUGGGAAGCUGAACUUCAAGCGUGACAAGAUUGUUGACAUUCAGAAAGCACUUGCCCAAGCUGAUAUCAACAAUGAUCAGCAACUAGAUUACGAUGAGUGGAGACAUGAACUUAAAGCUCGUGGUCAUGCCGAUGCUGAAAUCGAGGCUGUUUUCGCCAAGUAUGAUGUUGACGGUGAUCGUGUAUUGGAUUCUGAUGAACAAGCUAGAAUGGCAGCUGACUUGCAAGAGCAAAAGGUACUACUGAGUCGCAGAGUUGAUCGUAUGGAGCAUUCUAUUGGAAGCAUUGUCUCCAAAAUUGAUGCUGCUGUGAAAUUGGAAGCGAUGGAAAGAGCAAAAUUGAAACCGGAGACCAUGGGCAAAUUGUUGGAUAGUAUUACCGAGGAUGAACGUCAGGGCCGCAGUGAGGAUGAUGGCAAACGUGAUCAGAUGGAACGUCUAGUACGUGAAGAACUAGAGCGCUGGGAUUCUGAGGCUUCAAUCACACAGGCCAGUGGGCGAGCUCAGAGUGCCAAUAGCAAGGCUGGCAGUGGAAAGAAGUCCCGCCCAGGAAGCACUGCUUCAAAUCACAAUAUCUCACUGGACCCGGGAAACAUGUCAACCAGCAAUGUAUAACUGCAAUCAGAAUAUCACAUUCUACUUAUCAUUAAUCCAUCCAUUUUAUCUAUGACAAAUCUAUGUAUAUAUACAUAUAUAUAUAUCAUACUUAUAGUGUAACUUGAGCAAUAUUUCAAUGUUGAUGGU